AUGGAAAACGCAAAGAUGAAAGAUACAAUGGAAUUGCACCAAGUCAACUCCGAUCCCAAAGUGUCCGCCAAUGCGGAUGAUGCUCGGCUUGCGCAGCUUGGACAUGUCCAGGAACUUGAGCGGCAGUAUUCAUUGCUGGCAUUGUGCGCAUUGUGUGUAUGUCUGAUGGGAACAUGGGAAGCUCUAUCAUCUGUGGUAGCAACUGCUCUCGUGAGUGGGGGAGCUCCGUGUUUGUUUUACAACUUACUCCUUUCAACCGCCUGUACCGUCUGUGUUGCCUGCUCCCUUGGAGAGAUUGCAUCUAUCUACCCAACCGCCGGAGGACAAUAUCACUGGGUGGCGGCCUUGUCACCGGCAUCUACCCGUUCUGGGGCAGCUUUUGUGACUGGUUGGAUCUCAGUCGGCGGACAGGUCGUCUUGACUUGCUCUGCCGCUUUUGCUGCCGGGCUUCAGAUCCAGGCAUUGGUUAUCCUUAACGAUGACUCGUAUAUUCCGGAGAGGUGGCAAGGAAUGCUGUUCUACUGGGCUAUUCUUGUCUACGCCAUGGUGCUGAAUAUCUGGGGCCACAAGCUUUUACCCACAGCAAAUAAUAUUUCUGGCAUCCUCCACGUUGCUGGGUUUUUUGCCAUUCUGGUUGUUCUUGGCUGCAUGGCACCAAAGAAUAGUGCCUCGGAAGUCUUUACCGAGUUCGUCAACCGAAGUGGCUGGUCGAGUGAUGGUGUCUCAUGGCUCGUCGGCUUGCUAAGCGCGGUCUAUCCUUUCCUUGGAUACGACGCCGCAUGCCAUCUCGCCGAAGAAAUGCCUAAUGCCAGCCGAAAUGUCCCCCUUGCUAUGGUUGGUAGCGUGUCCGCCAACGGGCUGAUGGGCCUUAUUUACGGAACCAUGUUGCUGUUCUCAACUGGCCCUCUCGAGGAGCUACUGGCAACACCAACCGGCUUUCCCUUCAUGCAGAUCUACCUUGAUGUGACCAAGUCCCAUGUCGGCGCAUCAAUAAUGUCCUGCAUGAUCACGUUGACAGCCAUCGCAGCAACCGUUGCCGGCGUCACCUCCACAUCCAGAACCCUUUGGGCUUUUGCACGAGACAAGGCAACCCCAUUCCACGGACUGCUCAGCCAGGUGAAUAAGAGCCAUCACAUCCCGAUCGCCUCUAUUGUGCUGGUCACGGUCUUGCAGAUGGUACUGGGCUUCAUCUAUCUUGGCAACUCAACUGCCUUCAACGCCAUUCUGUCCAUGGCCAUCAUCGGCAUGUACGCCAGCUACAUCCUCCCCAUCGUGUACAUGAUGAUCUUCGGCCGGCGCAAGCUGCGCAAGUCCGACUACGGGCCGUUCCAGCUUGGACCCAUACUGGGCCCUGUGCUCAACGUUGUCAGCCUGAUUUGGAUGACGGUGGUGAUCAUCUUCAGCACCUUCCCCAGCGUUAUGCCCGUGACGCCAGCAAACAUGAACUAUUCUAUUGUAGUCUUGGUAGGAUGGCUGUUCUUCGGGGUCACAUACUACCUGCUGGUUGGAAGGAAGAAGUUCCAAGUGCCAAUGCUGGGUGAGAAUGUCGUUGACGGCGUCUCUGUUCCUGCGGAUAAACCAGUAGCCGGAGAGUGCACGAGUAAAUGCGAUGAUGCUUGA
Molecule: messenger RNA, 1620 nt
Organism: Clonostachys rhizophaga
Lineage: Eukaryota; Fungi; Ascomycota; Sordariomycetes; Hypocreales; Bionectriaceae
Source: the annotation of a GenBank genome assembly